UAUACGCGACACCACGUGACUGGUUUUGAUAAUUGGAUUGUUUCUUACGUGCCAAUCACAGAAAGAACACCUGCAAGAAAACGAGAAUAUAAACUUUCUCCUCGUUCAUAGUCCAUACAGAGCCUGGUAUCACGCCCUUCAGUUGCAAAAUGGAUCCUCGAUUAGUUACCGUGUUGAUAGUCACGUCUUGUUUUCUCAGUGUUGGGAUGUCGCUGAAGUGCAGAUCCUGCUCUGAAGUAGAUUGCGUGGAUAAAACAGAGGAAGAUUGUCCUGGAGUUGGAGUUACCAAGUAUGGUUGUGCAUGCUGUAAUAUAUGCGCAAAGAAAAUCGGGGAUGUCUGCGGUGGCCCGUUUGAUAUUUUUGGUAUAUGUGGAAGAAACUUGGAAUGCUUAAAAGACUCUUCUCCUGAAGGAACUAAUAGUGAUAUAGAUAGAGCCAAUUCAAAAGGAAUCUGUCAGAAAAUUGGAGCUUAAAAUCAGUGCAAUCUUAAAAGUAAUAUUUGCCAGUAAAGUUUAUGUAAAUUUAAUUGAAUUACAUUAAUGUUUUAUUGGAUAAAUAAAAUUUUUAUCGCAUUUCAA
Centruroides sculpturatus (bark scorpion) is the source of this 578-nucleotide messenger RNA. RefSeq names its product venom protein 302-like. Gene Ontology annotation, molecular function: insulin-like growth factor binding. Gene Ontology annotation, cellular component: extracellular region. The record is from RefSeq and is a predicted model, not a curated record. Lineage: Eukaryota; Metazoa; Arthropoda; Arachnida; Scorpiones; Buthidae. Gene Ontology annotation, biological process: regulation of signal transduction; regulation of cell growth. The transcript has 4 exons. Bases 150 to 473 code for a protein of 107 amino acids.